Messenger RNA from Populus trichocarpa (black cottonwood), 586 nucleotides. RefSeq names its product ubiquitin-like protein 5. Lineage: Eukaryota; Viridiplantae; Streptophyta; Magnoliopsida; Malpighiales; Salicaceae. Bases 74 to 295 code for a protein of 73 amino acids. The record is from RefSeq and is a predicted model, not a curated record. Gene Ontology annotation, biological process: protein modification process; mRNA splicing, via spliceosome. Gene Ontology annotation, molecular function: protein tag activity; protein binding. Gene Ontology annotation, cellular component: cytoplasm; nucleus. The transcript has 2 exons.
AGGCAAUGCAAUUGUGAGUGAAGGGGAAUGAAGAGUAGAAAAAGAGAAGAGGAAGAGGAAGGGGAAGGGAAGGAUGAUAGAGGUGGUCUUGAACGACAGAUUGGGCAAGAAGGUGAGAGUAAAAUGCAAUGAAGAUGAUACGAUAGGGGACCUCAAAAAGCUGGUGGCUGCCCAGACCGGCACCCGACCCGAUAAGAUCCGGAUCCAGAAAUGGUACACUAUCUACAAGGACCAUAUCACUCUCAAAGACUACGAAAUUCAUGAUGGCAUGGGCCUCGAGCUGUACUACAACUGAUCAGUUACUCUCUGAUCUCAUAGCGAACAUCAACGAAUCAGCCUAGGCAUGCACCAACCCAACCCGGCCUUGAGUUGAACAAGCACAACCACACCAAAACCUAAUCUAUCGUUGAACUUUUGUCAUCUAAUUAGAGAGGUGUUAGUUGGAUCAAUUAGAGGUUUAAAAGCUAAGAAGAUCAAAGUAGCAUUUAAUGAUCAAGUGUCAAGAACAGUUUAAAAGAUUAUGAGACUUUAAUUAAUAUAAUCCAAACAAGUGAAGGAGUUGGGAAAGCCUAUUAGCUUCUUGGUA